This is a messenger RNA of Plectropomus leopardus (leopard coralgrouper), 1550 nucleotides long. It is a transcript of the gene dnaja1, whose product is annotated as DnaJ heat shock protein family (Hsp40) member A1. Lineage: Eukaryota; Metazoa; Chordata; Actinopteri; Perciformes; Serranidae. Gene Ontology annotation, molecular function: ATP binding; Hsp70 protein binding. Gene Ontology annotation, biological process: response to heat; protein folding. The record is from RefSeq and is a predicted model, not a curated record.
CAGCGGCCAUUAAAACCAAAGAAGAAGAAGAAAGGAGAAGCUUCUGGAAGCGUCUCUGUGAACUGAGCUGUGCUCCGGAUUCAAACUACUGUCUUCAUUCAAGGUUAACCAUCAAAGACAAACAUGGUUAAGGAAACAGGCUACUAUGACACAUUGGGUGUCAAACCUAAUGCUACUCCCGACGAACUGAAAAGAGCCUAUCGCAAACUAGCUUUGAAAUAUCACCCUGACAAAAAUCCCACAGAAGGAGAGAAGUUCAAGCAGAUCUCACAGGCUUAUGAGGUUUUGUCAGAUGCCAAGAAAAGAGAGGUAUAUGACCGUGGAGGUGAAAAGGCGAUAAAGGAAGGAGGGACUGGUGGCGGUGCGGGCUUUGCAUCGCCCAUGGACAUCUUUGACUUGUUUUUUGGAGGAGGUAGCCGGAUGCACAGAGAGCGAAAGGGGAAGAACAUAGUUCAUCAGAUAACAGUGACGCUGGAAGAUCUUUAUAAUGGAGCUACAAGAAAACUGGCUCUCCAAAAGAAUACCAUUUGUGAGAGAUGUGAAGGUCGUGGGAGUCGGAAAGGAGCUGCACAGAUGUGCAUGUCUUGCCACGGCACAGGCAUGCAGGUCCGCAUGCACCAACUCAUACCAGGUAUGGUCCAGCAAGUGUCCACAGUGUGCCACAGCUGCCAGGGUCAAGGACAGAGAAUCAGCCACAAGGACCGCUGCAAAGCAUGCGGAGGCCGAAAGAUCCUGCGCCAGAAGAAGAUUUUGGAGGUCCACAUUGACAAAGGAAUGAGAGACGGCCAGAAGAUAGUUUUCCAUGGAGAAGGAGACCAGGAGCCGGGGAUUGAGCCAGGUGAUAUCAUCAUUGUUUUGGACCAACGAGAACAUACAUGUUUCACCAGGAAAGGAGAGGACCUCAUCAUGUCAAUGGACUUACAGCUGGUUGAAGCUUUGUGUGGUUUUAAGAAGCCUGUUCAGACGCUGGACAACAGAACUCUCCUCAUCACUUCACAUCCAGGGGAAUUGAUCAAGCCUGGAGACACAAAAUGCGUCUUGAAUGAAGGGAUGCCGAUGUACCGCAGACCUUUUGAGAAGGGACGCCUUAUUAUUCACUUCUCGGUGGUAUUCCCACAAGCCAACUUCCUUUCCAAUGACAAGCUAAAGAUGCUGGAGCGCUACCUCCCAGAAAAGCUCGAGGCAGAGCAGCCAGACAGUAUGGACGAUGACCUCUACAUCUACGCCGACCUGGAGGACUGUGACUUUGAGAACAGAAGAAGACACAACCAUCAGUACUACUACAUGGAUGAAGACGACUAUGCCAGCACCGGAGGCGUUCAGUGCCAGACAUCAUAAAAACCAACUGGCCUGUUCUUAUUCCAGAAGCCCGAAUCCUCAUCUCUUAAACAAAGCACCUUUUUGGAAGUUUGUGCACUUUUUAUUUAAUUAUUCUCAUAACUAUGUUUUCUUUCAAAUCGAAUCAGUGUCCCCAUAGCUUUGAUUUUCCAUUAUAAUACUUUUUGGAUGGAGUAGAGUAUCAUGUAGUUCCAGGGUUAAACUUGGAUUUG